Messenger RNA from Mucor mucedo, 294 nucleotides. RefSeq names its product RlpA-like double-psi beta-barrel-protein domain-containing protein-containing protein. The transcript has 2 exons. The annotation marks the transcript as partial. The record is from RefSeq and is a predicted model, not a curated record. Lineage: Eukaryota; Fungi; Mucoromycota; Mucoromycetes; Mucorales; Mucoraceae.
GAGGGUACUUUCUAUGAUGUCGAGACUCACAUUGGCACUUGUGGUAAGCAAAGCCAAAACAGUGAUAAGGUAUGUGCUCUCAAUGCUGAGGAUAUGGGUGAAGGUGGUAGCGAAAAUGAAAAGUGUGGUAAAUCCAUUGAAGUCGUCGGUCCUUCUGGUAAAACCGUCACCGUCACUGUUGUUGACAGCUGUAAAACCUGUAAAGCCGGCGGUCUUGAUCUUAGUCCUGCUGCAUACGAAGAACUUGGCGAAUUCAGCCAUGGUUCUAUUCCAAUUAAAUGGAAAUACACAUAA